Molecule: messenger RNA, 1230 nt
Organism: Rhea pennata
Lineage: Eukaryota; Metazoa; Chordata; Aves; Rheiformes; Rheidae
Gene: TXNL1
Product: thioredoxin like 1
Exons: 9
Coding region: 92-976 (294 amino acids)
Cellular component (GO): cytosol
Molecular function (GO): protein-disulfide reductase activity
Source: RefSeq, a predicted model, not a curated record
CGCCGUGACGGUGCAGAUCCGCAGGCCGCCGCCGCGCCCCGGCCCGGCCUCGCCGCUGAGGGGAGCCUGCGCCCGGCGCGGCCCGGCGAGGAUGGUGGGCGUCAAGGUGAUCGCCAACGACACCGAGUUCCAGCCCGAGCUCAGCGCCGCCGGCUCCCGCCUCGCCGUGGUGAAGUUCACCAUGCGCGGAUGUGGCCCUUGUUUAAGGAUAGCCCCAGCUUUCAAUGCCCUGAGUAACAAAUAUCCUCAGGCAACUUUUUUGGAGGUAGAUGUACAUCAAUGCCAGGGAACAGCUGCUACCAAUAAUAUAUCAGCAACACCAACAUUUCUGUUUUUUCGAAACAAAGUGCGAAUCGACCAAUAUCAAGGAGCAGAUGCUGUAGGUUUAGAAGAAAAAAUUAAACAGCACCUGGAGAAUGACCCUGGAAACAACGAAGAUACAGAUAUCCCAAAAGGAUAUAUGGAUUUAAUGCCAUUUAUCAAUAAAGCUGGCUGUGAAUGUCUUAAUGAAAGUGAUGAGCAUGGCUUUGAUAAUUGUUUACGUAAAGAUGCUACCUAUCUGGAAUCAGACUGUGAUGAGCAGUUGCUUAUUACUGUAGCUUUUAGUCAACCUGUCAAGCUUUAUUCUAUGAAACUUCAGGGACCAGAUAAUGGUCAAGGUCCAAAGUACAUAAAAAUCUUUAUUAACCUUCCUCGAUCUAUGGAUUUUGAGGAAGCAGAACGAAGUGAACCAACUCAAGCCCUGGAGCUAACACCAGAUGACAUUAAAGAAGAUGGUAUUGUCCAGCUUCGCUAUGUAAAAUUUCAGAAUGUUAACAGUGUAACUUUAUUUGUCCAAUCCAAUCAUGGUGAUGAAGAGACGACAAGAAUUACGUACUUCACAUUUAUUGGAACUCCAGUCCAAGCAACAAAUAUGAAUGACUUCAAGCGAAUAAUACACAUGGGCGAGUUGUCAAUUUCCACCACAGACUGGUAGUUGGCAAAAAAGGAGAGAGCCACUAGGAUGCUAAAGACACUGGAAGGCCUUAUUGCAAUCAGAUGAGAUCUUCACUUUUAUCUACAACUCCUGGAUAAUUGCUUGACCAUAGCCAGAGACUGUCAGUCUGUUUCAAUUAAUGCCAUUACCAAUAAAUCAUUGCUUUUGUUGAGAUGGAGUUUCACUAGUGUGUUUCUGUUGUAAUUCUGGUACAUGUAUUUGUAAAUAAAAUUCAUUACUUUUGCCAAUUUAAA